Messenger RNA from Ipomoea nil (Japanese morning glory), 1013 nucleotides. RefSeq lists its product as uncharacterized. The coding region runs from base 83 to 655 and encodes 190 amino acids. The transcript is spliced from 3 exons. NCBI's taxonomy places the organism in Eukaryota, Viridiplantae, Streptophyta, Magnoliopsida, Solanales, Convolvulaceae. The record is from RefSeq and is a predicted model, not a curated record.
AAGUUGCCCCGUCAUCCUCUUUUCAUCUCGUCGCCUUUCACUGGAUGAAAGACUGAAGGAGAAGCCAUAACCGGGAAAAAAAAUGAUGAUAAACUGUGUGCAAUGUCCCGUUUGGAAGAAUCCAACAAUUCUGGCCUCCUCUUCUUCAACCUUGUUCCGUUGUUUCCAAACGCGGCCUUGGACGUGCAGAGAGGCCAAUCAAUUGAAGUGCAAUGGUGAAAGCAUAAGAAGGAAGAGGAGAGGGAGAAGAGCUGUGGAUUGUCAAGGAUUUCUGUUGCCAGUGGAUCCAUGGGCGCCCAAUGUCGAUUCUCAGAGCAUAGCUUCGCAGCUCUUCGCUUUCUCCCUCUUCCCUUAUCUAGGUUUCCUGUAUUUCAUCACCAAGUCCAAGACCGCCCCUAAACUCACCCUCUUUGGCUUCUACUUCUUGCUUGCUUUUGUCGGCGCCACUAUUCCAGCAGGCAUUUAUGCUAAGGUGAAGUAUGGAACUUCACUAUCCAAUGUGGAUUGGUUGCAUGGAGGAGCUGAGUCAUUGCUUACUUUAACCAACUUAUUCAUUGUGUUGGGGCUGAGAGCUGCUCUUAGGAAAAGUAGUGAUGGUAUAGAUAGGAAAUCCAUUGGCGCUUCUGAGUUCAAAGAAAAAAAUCCGUUACCUUAAAAAGAAGUUGCUGUCUUUUGCUCUUUCCUCUUCCCUUCAUACAAUUGAAUUGCCAAGUAUCUCUCUGUAGUUAUGCAUUCAAGCACUUGACGUGUUUCUCUGGCUACAAUGUUGAAUUUUCUGCGGCCUAAUGAUAUGGAGAUCAUGAACUGCUCAGUUUUGAAUGUGAACUCGGGAAGACAUUGAAGUUGGUUUCUAUCUUCUGGUGCUACAUGUUUAUUUCACACCUUAGUUACCUCAUUGGUUUUGCUCUUGACCACUUUAUUAGGUCCUUUUGCUGUAUAUUCAUCUGUUAUAUCUUCUUGUAAGGAAUCUUUAAUGUAAUGUUUCUCUUAAAGAUUUACUACUUUCGAUGUCU